Messenger RNA from Oncorhynchus keta (chum salmon), 6089 nucleotides. It is a transcript of the gene chd1l, whose product is annotated as chromodomain helicase DNA binding protein 1-like. Gene Ontology annotation, cellular component: nucleus. Bases 95 to 3247 code for a protein of 1050 amino acids. The record is from RefSeq and is a predicted model, not a curated record. Gene Ontology annotation, biological process: DNA repair; chromatin remodeling. Gene Ontology annotation, molecular function: ATP-dependent chromatin remodeler activity; DNA helicase activity; ATP binding. The transcript has 24 exons. NCBI's taxonomy places the organism in Eukaryota, Metazoa, Chordata, Actinopteri, Salmoniformes, Salmonidae.
UUUCAGGUCAUCUGAUCAGGAAGUAAACAGUUUGUUUUGGCGCUAAACUUCCUUCCUUGUUAUUCCUCUGAAACUUUCCUCAGCUUUUGGAAAUAUGGCCAGCUUCCAUCAGAAAAUAAAAACAAGCGUACCGGAAGAAACCAAGAGCAGUCUGACUGAAAAAGAUUUGCAGAAGUGGGGUUUGCAAGGGAUUCAGUUGCGAGCCUAUCAGCUGGACGGAGUGCAGUGGCUCACCCAGUGCCUGGCCAACCAGCAGGGAUGUAUCUUAGGAGAUGAGAUGGGCCUGGGCAAGACCUGCCAGACCAUCUCUCUGCUAUUGUACAUGAGAGGGGCCCUGCGGCAGGACGGGCCGUUCCUGGUCCUCAGCCCACUGUCUGUCAUGGACAACUGGAGGAGCGAGAUGGAAUGCUUAUCCCCCUGUCUCAAGGUGCUGUGUUACUAUGGAGACAAAGACAAGAGAGCAGAACUGCAGAGGGACAUGAACAACACACACUACCAUGUUCUGCUAACUACAUAUGAGCUCUGUAUCAAAGAUGCCUCAUUCCUGAAAAGGAGGAAGUGGAAAGUCUUGGUAGUUGAUGAGGCUCACAGACUGAAGAACCAGAACUCCCUGUUGCACAAAAUCCUGAUGGAGUUCUCUCUGGAUUUCAGAGUGCUGCUGACAGGAACUCCUAUCCAGAACAACCUGACGGAGCUCUACAGCCUCCUAUCGUUCAUCCAGCCCAGUCUCUUCCCCACAGACCAGACCGAGGACUUCACUAGCACUUACAACCAGGUCCAGACACAACCGACUCUGGCCAGUGAUCUCCAGAGAGUGCUGCAGCCCUUCCUGCUGAGGAGGGUGAAGGCUGAGGUAGCAGCUGACCUCCCCACGAAGACAGAGAUACUGAUGUACCACGGCCUGUCUGCCCUGCAGAAGAGAUAUUAUAAGGCUAUACUCAUGAAGGACCUGUAUGCCUUUGGGAAUGAGCAGGGAAACAAGACCAGACUGCUUAAUAUACUGAUGCAGCUCCGGAAGUGUGUGGACCACCCCUACCUGUUUGAUGGUGUGGAACCAGAGCCGUUUGAGAUGGGGGAGCAUCUGAUCCAGGCUAGUGGAAAACUCUGUCUGCUGGACAGCAUGCUGGCAUACCUGCACCAAGGGGGACAUCACAUCUUGCUGUUCUCCCAGAUGACCAGGAUGCUGGACAUUCUCCAGGACUACAUGGAAUACAGAGGUUACAGAUAUGAGCGUCUGGAUGGCUCAGUCAGGGGGGAAGAGCGUAACCUGGCCAUCAAGAACUUCAGCAGCAAAGACGUCUUUGUCUUUCUACUCAGCACUAAAGCAGGAGGCGUUGGGAUGAACCUAACAGCAGCUGAUACUGUGAUCUUCAUUGACUCUGACUUCAACCCCCAGAAUGACCUGCAGGCUGCCGCUCGCUGCCACCGGAUUGGUCAGACCAGGGCUGUGAAGGUGAUCCGGCUCCUGGGGAGGGAUACGGUAGAGGAGAUUGUGUACUCCCGGGCAAGUUCUAAGCUCAGCCUUACCAACACAGUGAUAGAAGAGGGGCGUUUCUCUCUGCUUAACCACACCCACUCUGCUGCUGCCGGUCUGCAGCUCAGCGAGAUCCUGAAGUUUGGAGUGGACAAACUGUUGUCGUCAGAAGAGAGCUCCAUCCAGGCUGUGAACAUGGGUCUGAUCCUGGGUCAGUCUAGAGACGGGGAGUGGCUGACUGAUGAAGCCCCCACCCAGACCAAGGACCUGCCCACAGAGGAGGGAGAAUCUGAGGGACAGAACCACAUGUACUACUUUGAAGGGAGGGAUUACUCCCGGGAGGUGAGCUCUGAGGACCAGAGGACCUUCAGUCGUCUCCUGGAGGAAGAGGCAGGAGGAGGAGGAGGAGAGAGACGAGCGACACGACACAACGAUGAAGUGUGUCUGUCCGGGCCCCUGUUGGCCCCCAUGAGGAAGAGGAAGGCCUUGACUGAGACUGACCUGAAAGAGAGGGAGGAGGCUGCAGCUAAGAGGGCCAGAGUACAGGAGGACAAGAGGAGGAGAUUACAGGAGAACAAACACAGGAAGAAGAUGGCAUGGUGGGAGUCCAGUGGGUACAGGUCCCUGUGUUUACCCUCUGUGGAGAGCGAGGAGGAGGAGGAGGCUGAUGACCUCAGUGUGACCUCUACAGAUUCAGAACACUCUGCUAUUAGCUACGUGUUGGGCGAUGUCACACACCCCUACGCCAACCAGGAAGAUGCCAUCAUAGUGCACUGUGUUGAUGACUCUGGCCGGUGGGGUAGAGGUGGUCUCUUCACAGCAUUGGAGAACAGGUCAGAUGCACCAUGUAAACAAUAUGAGCUGGCUGGAAAGAUGAAAGACUUGGAGCUGGGAUCAGUGUUGCUGUUUCCUGUGGAUGAUAAACAGUCCAGACUGGAUGGCCAAGACCAGGUGGCCCUGAUAGUGGCCCAGCAGAGAGCCAGAGACAACAGCCUGUCAGGGAUCCAUCUCUCUGCUCUGGAAGAAGGACUCCAGAAAAUCUACAGGGUUGCCAAGACUAACAAGGCUAGCGUCCAUCUCCCCCGAAUCGGCCACUCCACCAGAGGGUUUAACUGGUAUGGAACAGAGAGACUCAUCAGAAAACACCUGGCCUCCAGAGGGGUACACACCUCCAUAUACUACUACGGCAGGUCUGUCUCUACCUCUGCUUUAGGUACAUCCACAACACCCUCCACAGCAUCAGCCUCAACCUCCAAGGCCUCAGCCUCUAGCUCCAAGACCUCAGCAGCAUCCCCCUCCCCAACCUCCGUCUCGGUCUCCCCCUCUCCUCCACACUCCCCCCCAGUGCCACAGUAUCCUGGCCCUGACUCAGACAGGGAGAGUGAGGAAGGAGAGACAGCCAAUCAGAGCUCAGACAGAGGGAGUGAGGAAAGAGAGACAGUCAAUCAGAGCAGCAGGACCCCCAGCCCCUCUGGACCUGCUCUGCCUGACUUCAUGAGAGGAGUUCAUGUGUUCUUCUACAACCUGACAGCCUCAGACAGGAAGAGACUGGCCCGCUACCUCAUCACAUAUGAAGGAGAUGAGGAGGAGAUCAUGAGUUCAGAGGUCACACACAUUGUAACAGAGCUGGAGAGUCCUGUCCAAUCACAGGAGCUCCAGGAGCUGAUUGGUCAGCACCCUCAUGCACUUCCUGUUCAGAAGACCUGGCUGGAGGCCUGCUUCUCUAGACAGAGACAAGUCAACACCACCAAGUUCCUGCACUACUUUAAAUGAUGUAUCUCUUCAGUACUAUAACACGCAGGUGAUGUGAGCCUGCAGGAGCCACGGAUCAAUUCCUUAUGCAGCACUCCCUUUCUCCCGCUACAAUACUACUUAACAUACUCAACUGAUUACACUGAAGUAGAGAACAUUCCUUUACUCUGCUUUUUAUUUGUAUACAUGUUUAUCAAUUAUUUUAAUGAAAUUUGAAAUGAAAUGAAAUUUGAAAUUUUUUAUGAAAUUUGAAAUGUAUUUUGGUAGUUGCAGGCAGCCUAGUAGUUACAGCGUUGGGCCAGUAACUGAAAGGUUGCUGGAUCGAAUCCCCGAGCUGACAAGGUAAACAUCUGUCAUUCUGCCCCUUAGCAAGGCAGUUAACCCACUGUUCCCCAAGCGCUGAAGACAUGGGUGUCGAUUAAGGAAGCCUCCCCCCGCACCUCUCUGAUUGAGGGGUUGGGUUAAAUGUGGAAGACACAUUUCAGUUGAAUGCAUUCAGUUGUACAACUGACUAGGUAUCUCCCUUUCCUUAUCAUUCCGUGUUCUCUAUAUCAGUGGUUCUCAACGUUUUUCAGAUACUGUCCCUGAGGUACCCCUAUGGCUGGGAACUAAUGCUGUAUAUCUGACCAGGUACCACUCUAAAGUGAUAUGUUAUGGAACAGAGAGGUGGGGCUUAUAGAAAAGGGGCGUGGCAUGAUGCUCCAGCUGUAGAGGUCAAUGAGGUAUAAAAGAACUGGGAACUGCUUCCAAGAUGGACAUCUGUUGUUUUUAAUGUAAUCUGCUCAUGUUGGCAUAUGCUGUUUUGUGGUCACUCCCAUCUGCUUGACAGAGCCGGUAACGCCUGAUCACUACCCGCUGUGUGCACUGGCGCUAGCAGCAAUGACGUCAUCCAGAAGCAUUGCUGCUAGCGCUGUGUGCACUGGCGCUAGCAGCAAUGACGUCAUCCAGAAGCAUUGCUGCUAGCGCUGUGUGCACUGGCGCUAGCAGCAAUGACGUCAUCCAGAAGCAUUGCUGCUAGCGCUGUGUGCACUGGCGCUAGCAGCAAUGACGUCAUCCAGAAGCAUUGCUGCUAGCUCUGUGUGCACUGGCGCUAGCAGCAAUGACGUCAUCCAGAAGCAUUGCUGCUAUCUCUGUGUGCACUGGCGCUAGCAGCAAUGACGUCAUCCAGAAGCAUUGCUGCUAGCGCUGUGUGCACUGGCGCUAGCAGCAAUGACGUCAUCCAGAAGCAUUGCUGCUAGCUCUGUGUGCACUGGCGCUAGCAGCAAUGACGUCAUCCAGAAGCAUUGCUGCUAGCUCUGUGUGCACUGGCGCUAGCAGCAAUGACGUCAUCCAGAAGCAUUGCUGCUAGCGCUGUGUGCACUGGCGCUAGCAGCAAUGACGUCAUCCAGAAGCAUUGCUGCUAGCUCUGUGUGCACUGGCGCUAGCAGCAAUGACGUCAUCCAGAAGCAUUGCUGCUAGCGCUGUGUGCACUGGCGCUAGCAGCAAUGACGUCACCCAGAAGCAUUGCUGCUAGCGCUGUGUGCACUGGCGCUAGCAGCAAUGACGUCAUCCAGAAGCAUUGCUGCUAGCGCUGUGUGAACUGGCGCUAGCAGCAAUGACGUCAUCCAGAAGCAUUGCUGCUAGCUCUGUGUGCACUGGCGCUAGCAGCAAUGACGUCACCCAGAAGCAUUACUGCUAGCGCUGUGUGCACUGGCGCUAGCAGCAAUGACGUCAUCCAGAAGCAUUGCUGCUAGCGCUGUGUGCACUGGCGCUAGCAGCAAUGACGUCAUCCAGAAGCAUUGCUGCUAGCGCUGUGUGCACUGGCGCUAGCAGCAAUGACGUCAUCCAGAAGCAUUGCUGCUAGCGCUGUGUGCACUGGCGCUAGCAGCAAUGACGUCAUCCAGAAGCAUUGCUGCUAGCGCUGUGUGCACUGGCGCUAGCAGCAAUGACGUCAUCCAGAAGCAUUGAAUGAUUAUUAAAUGUUCAGCUGUCAGUGAUGGGAAAACAAUUUGUUCUCAGACAAUUAUUAGAAAAAAAAGCACUGGAUAUUUUUGGCACAAAGGUGAUAAGAGUGUCUUUUUAGGAUUUUUUAAAAAUUGGACUUCUAUGGGGAUUGUCCUGUUGUGCUUUGCUCGGCUUGGUAGCAACACAACAUGGCAGCAGCAAAAACGCAAUGUGACCAACAGGCACAACCACAGCGGUCCUUGCUAUGCUAUCUGGAAUCCUUGGGACGUCCACAACCUAACUCUUUUACCUUUCAGAUUACUGGAUGUUAUUUGGGACAGCCCAAGGAUCCCAGAUAGCAUAGAAAGGUCUGCUGUGGUUGUGCCUGUUGGUCACAUUGCGUAUAUAUAUAUAUAUAUGUGUGAUGUAUUGUUGUCUACGCCCAAUAAUGUUUGUACCCUGUUUUGUGCUGCUGCCAUGCUAAGUUGAAGUUUACAUCCACCUUAGCCAAAUACAUGCACCAAAGUACGUUCAUAUCUAGGAGACAGAACGAGUCUCCUUCCUGAGCGGAUUCAUGGUGUUUAUACAGAUGAAUGAGGUACCUUCAGGCGUUUGGAAAUUACUCCCAAGGAUGAACCAGACUUGUGGAGGUCAAGAAAUACAAUUCUGACAUCUUGGCAGAUUUCUUUUGAUUUUCCCAUUAUGACAAGCAAAGAGGCACGGAGAUAGAAGGUAGGCCUUGAAAUACAUCCAGUUACACCUCCAAUUGACUCAUGAUGUCAAUUAGCCUAUCAUAAGCUUCUAAAGCCUUGACAAUGUGCCAAGCUGUUUAAAGGCACAGUCAACUUAGUGUAUGUAAACUUCUGACCCACUGGAAUUGUGAUACAGUGAAUUAUAAAUUAAACAAUUGUAAUAAAAAAUUACUUAUGUCAUGCACAAA